This is a messenger RNA of Camellia sinensis, 567 nucleotides long. The record is from RefSeq and is a predicted model, not a curated record. NCBI's taxonomy places the organism in Eukaryota, Viridiplantae, Streptophyta, Magnoliopsida, Ericales, Theaceae.
AUGAAUUCACUCAAUAAGAUAGAGAACUCUGUUAGAGUAUCUCUUAAGAAUCUUGGAGUGUCAUACUUGGAUCUCUAUUGGAUGCAUUGGCCUGAGAGCUCGGCAUUUGGAGAUGCUACUGAUCCUCCUACUAAGUCAGGGAGUGAGUAUAGGCAGUUUCUGAAUCGGUUCAAGACUACAUGGAAAGCAAUGGAAGGUGAAAUACAGGCCAUUGCUAGCGGCCUCGCAUGUGGUGGAUCAUCACGGUCAGCACAGCAAGCUGAGCUCCGAAAAAUUCGACGAGGAUCUGACAGAGCAGUGGCCAUGGUGGACCGACCUUACAAGCAACCCAAUCAAUGGGCCGAGCCGGUCACCUUUACGGCGACAGAUUGCACAGGUGUUUGCUAUCUCCAUGAUGACCCCCUAAUUAUCUCUGCUCUCUUAUCGAACUACGAAGUCAGGCGAGUCCUGAUCGAUAACGACAGCUCCUCAGACAUCAUCUUUCUCAAUGCCUACCGCCAACUAAAGAUUGGAAAAGAGAAGUUAUCACUUCUACAAACCCCUCUGGUUGGAUUCACUGGCAAUUGA